AUGUGUAAUGUGUUUUAUAUGAUUGUGUGUCUCUGGAAUGAGAAUUCAGGGUUCAGACGGAUUGUGGAGAAGUUAGAGAUAAGUCCUGUUUGUCAGAGGCUUCCUCUUCGUUCCUUCCUCGUCCUUCCCUUCCAGAGGAUCACAAGACUUAAGCUGCUAGUCCAGAACAUUGUGAAGAGAACAACCCCUGGUACUGCGGAGGCGACUCAGGCCAUCAAAUCUUUGAAACUUCUGGAGAAGCUGAUUCAAGAGAGUAAUGACAGCAUCACUCAGAUGAAAAGCAUCGAGUCGUUGGUCUCUCUCAGCGCUAAGGUGGACUUUGUGUGCAGGACUCUACCUCUGAUUAGUCAGUCUCGGAGGUUGGUGCGGGAAGGGCUGGUCACUGAAUUGAUGGACUUCUCUCUAAAGGAUACAGAGAGGAAUAUCUAUUUGCACCUAUUCAAUGACUACUUGCUACUUUCACUACAAAAAGAAGGGGGACGGUUCACAGUAAUAGACCACUCUCCUGUGUCAGACCUGCGUGCCGAGAACUGUCGUGUCAAACUUCACUCCCUCCAGAAGAACCUGUUCCGGCUGCACAUGACACAAAAAGCCCUGCUGCUACGGACUGACACACAGAGUGAUAAGCUACGUUGGAUAUCCGCUCUUUCCCGGCCGCAUCCUGAAAUAGAUUAUUCUGCUGCACAAGAUUUUCCACAGAUGCAGUGUAUCCGAGCUAUUGUUGCCCAGCAGCCUGAUGAGCUGUCGUUGGAAAAAGCUGAUAUCAUUCUUGUGCACCAACAAAGCAGUGACAAUUGGGUAGAGGGGACGAGACUGUCCGAUCGGCAUCGUGGAUGGGUUCCCAAGUCACAUUUGGAAACCAUAACCAACUCCAGAGUCCGGCUACGCAACCUGUCAGAUGCCCUUACACUGACAACGGCCACAGCUGCUGUUUGACCAGGACGCUCAGACUAAACAAAGCGACAUCCUGGAAGCACCGUAAAGGAUAAGACUCUCAGUUGUUUGCUUCAAACUGCUGGAAGUUGGACCAUGGACAUUCAGUGUUACAAAUGGGGAUUUCUACCAUUUGAAUGGCUCACAAUCGUGCAGCAACUGAAAUGCUGUAACCUCUAAAUGUAGCAUUGGGUCUCACUUGUUUCACUCGGUGGAACAAUAUAUUGCCAUUAGAGCAAUGCGUGGACUGCUGAGGUCUAUCUUAAAGACAAUAAGGACAUUGUGGCCCUAUUAACUGUUAGCAACAGUACAUUGUGUGAUGUGAUACAUCAAAAGACUUGGGUUUUUAAGAGAAAAUGUUUUUAAAGGGAAAUCACAUUUUUCCAAGAAAUGCUGUUUGGGAAAUGUAUUAUAUCUGUAUAUUGAACAGAAGCUAACAGUAACAUGUGCGGUGCAUGUCUUUUGAAAGGUUGGCCCCUGCAUGCAGGAGAGCUAACAGAAAUUGUGCAAAAUGUACAAGAUGACAUAAACAUGUACAGAUCUUACACAGUGAGGACAUUUCAAUACAUUCAGAUUGGUGGAAUAAAAUCACUUUUGAACAUA
Molecule: messenger RNA, 1536 nt
Organism: Perca fluviatilis (European perch)
Lineage: Eukaryota; Metazoa; Chordata; Actinopteri; Perciformes; Percidae
Product: rho guanine nucleotide exchange factor 5-like
Exons: 9
Coding region: 1-936 (311 amino acids)
Biological process (GO): intracellular signal transduction; activation of GTPase activity
Cellular component (GO): nucleus; cytoplasm
Molecular function (GO): protein binding; guanyl-nucleotide exchange factor activity
Source: RefSeq, a predicted model, not a curated record